This is a messenger RNA of Closterium sp. NIES-65, 663 nucleotides long. The record is from the annotation of a GenBank genome assembly. Lineage: Eukaryota; Viridiplantae; Streptophyta; Zygnematophyceae; Desmidiales; Closteriaceae.
AUGGCUCGCAUGGGGGUAGCAGGAGAGGAGCGGAUGUUUGAGGAGUAUUUCCACACGCCCGAGGCUACGACCUUGCUGGAUCCCUGGUUCUCGAGAGCAGUUGAGCUGCUUCCACAGCCGGUUCGGCAGGAGAUACCGCCCCUUGCUUUGUGCACUCCUGAACCCCCAUUGCUACUUUUCCCUACGCAACACUGUCGCCUAGCGGUCGAGAGCCUGCAGUCUCUUCAGGGCAUGGCCCACGAUGAUGCCACCUUGGCCCGUUUGACAUCCCUUCAGGGCCCGGGGGCGGGGGCGUGGGUCUCCGCCGUUCCGUCGCAUGACGAGGCUACAUUCACAGCACCAGAGUGGAGCAUCAGUGCGGCCAUGCGUCUAAGCAUCUCCAUCGUGCAGCUGAUAGUUGCCGCCAAAUGCGCCUGUGGGGUCGAAUUCGCUGAUCCUUCAGAUCCCCAUCAUGCCCUUCGCUGCAAGCAUCAGUAUGCACCUUCUCAGGUUCACCACGCGGUUAAGUUCGUUGUGGCGAAAACAGCUAAAGCGGCGAGUGGGGUGGUGGCUAUGGAGGACGAUACGUUGCUGCCAGGGAAGAAGGUGGAUGUGGCGGUUCGGAGAUUGAGGGAAGGGGAGGAGCAUGCGUUGGAGGUUAGCGUCCUUUGGCGGAUGGCUUAA